GAAAAACGUCUUCUAUAUUACUCGCCUAUAAUUGGUACGGAUUUACAAGAAACCCCCUCGUGUCUGAGCUACGUGCCGUCAUUUUCUGCUAUUUGAAAUGUGACGAUUUUAUCGUAACGCUUAUUAGUUUAUCAACAUUACAAUGUUAUUAAACCUUUUUACAACAAACGGCUGUGCCUUUCUCAUGGCGGCCCAAACCUGUUUCAUUUCUCGCGUAUACACACGAUAUUAAUCUGUUAUCUUGUAAUUUGGAUGUUGGCCGUGUGUUGACUUGAAGUCGUGUCCCAUUUAUUGACUGAGGAAUGUGCAGUGACCAAUCACAUCACGGCGACAAAUUGCAUGCAAUUUGUACAAACAAGAUGACACAAAGCGUCACAUUUUUUGACAAUGGGGAAACGUCAACUUGUGGUUACUUAGCAUUUUAAAUAGCAUUUUAUAUAUUGGCAUAAAACAGUUGACAAGUUGUUAGUUAAACGUUGUAUCAGUAUCCAGUUAGUAACCUUCUCAUGGAUUCGAAUCACAAAGAUUCUCAGUACAUAACAAUGGCCGGUCUCUCCGAGCACAAACCACCCAGAGCACCAAAAUGUGCAAGAUGUCGAAACCACGGUGUAGUUUCUUGGCUGAAAGGCCACAAGCGUUACUGUCGUUGGCGGGAUUGUACUUGCGCGCAGUGCACUUUAAUCGCCGAAAGACAGCGAGUUAUGGCGGCCCAGGUUGCUCUGCGAAGACAGCAAACACAGGAGGAGAACCUCAGAGCUCGCUUUCAGCGACGAGAAGAUACAGAAUUGAGUCAGCUAACAGAGUUAGAGGAGAGUUGUCAAGAGAAUGGUUACAGUUGUUCCGUAGAAGAUUUAAACGACGCUCCGAGCGUUUCUACAAACAACGACGACGAUGACGGAAGGUCGAAGGAACCAGAGUUUACCCAAGACGUCCGAACGGACGUGGGAUUUGACAAAAAGCAUUCCAUCACGAGAUGGCUUGACGCAUCGGAGAAUUCCGACGACACCGAAACCUUCCCGAAGUUGCGACGGCUAGACACGACUCCUAAUCAGGAGAGCGAAAGCGUCGCGAGAUGCGGCGGGAAUGGCUCGUCAAUUGAUGUUUUGCAAAGAAUAUUUCCUCAACAUGGUACAGCCAUAUUGGAAAUGAUUUUGAAAGCAUAUGACAAUGAUUUAGUUCGAGCUACCGAGUCGCUAAUGCUUGAAAAUGGUAUGCUUCGUUUUCCGACUCCGCCGGUCAGUCCCGAAGAUUCGUCGAGCCCUUCCAUUUUCCUUACGCCUGAUUCCGAGCAAACUUCAAAAGAUUCUCGAAAUUCAGCGUUCUCCCCAGUGUCAACCAAAAUAGUCCCCUAUUCAUCCAACAUACUACCACCAAACUUACCAUCACCCUCAAUACCACCGUUUACCCCCGCCUCGUUUCCAGCUCGUUCAAUGUUUAGGCCGUAUAUGUUCCCCCGUCGUCAUCACACGGGGCUACCGUUUCAUCCAUAUAUGAGACCGAAUGCCGGGGGGCUGAUGCUUCACUCUCCAAACGGACAUGAAGCGAGAUCAUGUAGUCGCUGUUCAACUUGGAUUUUGCCUUCGGAUCGAUUUUGCAGUUAUUGUGGGAAAUCUGCCUAAAUUUGAGUUAUCGUGUUGUAUAUUUGAAAUUAGGUUGUUUUGCGAAAGCAACUGUCUGUUAAAGAGCCGUUUUCUAAAGAAAUUUCAGCAUUUGCUUAGCAAGCGAAACUUGCAUGUUACGAAAACGGAAAUAACACUAAAUUUAUAGCUAUAAAAGCCUAUAUCCUAAAACAAAAUAUAACUUCUGUCUAAACUUUAGAAAGUUCAA
Messenger RNA from Dendronephthya gigantea, 1827 nucleotides. RefSeq names its product doublesex- and mab-3-related transcription factor A2-like. Gene Ontology annotation, biological process: sex differentiation; regulation of transcription by RNA polymerase II. Gene Ontology annotation, molecular function: DNA-binding transcription factor activity, RNA polymerase II-specific; RNA polymerase II cis-regulatory region sequence-specific DNA binding. The record is from RefSeq and is a predicted model, not a curated record. NCBI's taxonomy places the organism in Eukaryota, Metazoa, Cnidaria, Anthozoa, Malacalcyonacea, Nephtheidae. Gene Ontology annotation, cellular component: nucleus. The transcript is spliced from 2 exons. The coding region runs from base 507 to 1619 and encodes 370 amino acids.